Molecule: messenger RNA, 2730 nt
Organism: Neurospora tetraspora
Lineage: Eukaryota; Fungi; Ascomycota; Sordariomycetes; Sordariales; Sordariaceae
Exons: 1
Coding region: 397-2730 (777 amino acids)
Biological process (GO): RNA polymerase III preinitiation complex assembly
Cellular component (GO): transcription factor TFIIIB complex
Molecular function (GO): TFIIIC-class transcription factor complex binding
Source: RefSeq, a predicted model, not a curated record
GAAUGAGGACCCUCCCCUCUUCCCUUCCGCGAAGCCUGGACGCUGCUGAACCGAUCAGUGCACCACCACCGGGACUGGAUCCUGACCACCCACCCCGCCCAUCUUUUUUCCCAUCAUCACUUUAUCGCAUUUUGUCAUUCACAAAGUCAACAAUCAACCGACUCCGCGUCCUUCAAUCGCGUGUGCAGCAAUCGAUACCCUCGACCGCGCGCUAUUCUCGAUCUCCAGUCCUUACGAUUGUCUGGAUACGCACCGAUUCAGCAUCCCAUCAAAACGAACUGGCACAAUCAGUUGAGCCUCAGAAUACCCCCCGGUCUUUGCUUAUCGUCGGCAGCCUUGUGUAGGCCAUGCUUACCAUAACAUCGACAUCCCACCUUCUUUAAUUCAAGAGUCAAGAUGCUCAAGAAACCGGGCUUCGGCCCCAAGGUCAAACCCAAGGUGGUUGCUCGUCGCAACGCGCCAGCUUCAGCAAAGUCAACAGAUUCAACUCCCGCCCCGACCGAGACAACGUCACAACCCACCACAGCUGCCGCUACUCCCACAGCCGAGUCCGGUCCCUCGACCCGUCAGGUAUCGCCGGCUUCAGCCUCAGCUCAGCCUAACCCCCCUGCAACUCUCCCAACCGAUACGGCCCCCGAGAAGGAAUCUUCGAGUGUUACCAAACCGGUUUCCAAAGAUACCGCUCCAACGGACAAGCAAGCACAACCUGCAGCGACCUCAGCUGCAGCUCCGGCCCCAGAUCCGGCGCCAACUCCAGCCCCUACCGCAACGGCGAGUACACCGGUGGAAAAGCCAGUAGAAAAGCCAGUCGAGAAGCCGGUAGAGAAGCCUACAAGCGAAAAGAGCUCGAAUGCUACGACCGAGACUCCUAAAGCAGCGACUCCAAAACAAACACCCUCCAAAACCAGGGGAACGGCGGCGGCGGUUAUUACUCCGACCAUUAUCGAAAUCACGAGGCCUAGAGGCAGAAGAUCCGUGGCGACAUCUGGUACAUCAGAAAUUAUAGCACCAUCUCCGUCCAAGGCUACACGCCCGACACCCGCGGCCGAUACAUCCAGCACCACGUCUUCGACCACCCGAAGUGGAACUACAUCUACAGAAGCAGCUUCAACGCGUUCCAGCACAGAGACUACACAACCGACGGUUUCAACACCUUCAAUUACCCAGACUGCAGCUGCAGCCGCCGAGAGCUCGACUGAGAGUCGAACUGAGUCGAGUGCCGAGGCAACGGUUGAACCAACAACCAAAAUUACCAAGAAGGCACCUGCAAAGAAGGCACCCGCAAAAAGGGCUCCUCGGGCUCUUCCUCGAAAGCGCAAGGCGGAUGCAGCAACCAACGAAGACGAAACGAACAACGAUGAAGCCGAAGCCGAAGGUGAAGCGGCAGCACCACCUCCCAAGAAGCGAGCACGGACGACAAGGAAAGCAGCGGCCGAGCCGAGCGCCGACGGAGAGGAAGCGGCUGAAGCCGAAGUUGAAGCGGCAGCACCAGCUCCCAAAAAGCGAGCUCCUCGAAAGCGCAAGGCGGAUGCAGCAACUGGCGAAGGCGAAGCGGAUAACGAUGAAGCCGAAGGUGCAGCAGCAGCGGCACCUCCCAAGAAGCGCGCACAGACAAAGAAAGCAGCGGCCGAGCCGAGCGCCGAGGGAGAAGACGGUCAGGAAGCAGCACCCAAACCGAAGCGGGUGCGGAAGCCGAGAAAGCCCAGGACAGAGUCGAAUAUCGAUCCAGCUCUCCUGGGCGAUGAUGAGCAAAACGAAGCUCAAGCUACCACCAAGCAGGGCAGGCAACAGCGUGAAGCCACCCCCGAAAAUGCCGAACAAGUCCAAAUUGACGUCACCCAGCUAAUAAUGGCCGAGCUGGCCAAGGAUUUGCACAUCGGCAAGAAAUUCAGUCUACACGACGAGCUCGCCGAGCGUGAGCGAGCCAAGCGACAGAAAUAUUAUGAAAAGCGCAAGAAGCAAAAGCGCGGCGAGACAGCCGACGGUGACGAAAAUGCCGACGGCGGUGCCAGCGGCGAAGCAUCCGCCUCUGGCACGCCCGCGCCCGGUGCCCCCGGUGCCUCCAACGGCCCAGCCUCCUCCCGCCCCGCCAUCGACGAACCGCCCCUUGUCGACAGCACCGUCGGCGCCGUCGGCGAGCAAUACAUCAUGAUCGACGGCGAAAUCCGCCUCAACGAGCGCUCGCUCCAAGUCGACCGACACGCAGCCGUCGACCACGCCAACUACGAAGUGCAAGAAGAAAACGACUUCACCCACUUGACCACCUCCGCCACUUACCUCCGGCGCAACAUGAAACCAGGCCAAUGGACGGACGAAGAAACCGACAAGUUUUACUCAGCUCUAACCAUGUUCGGCACAGACUUUGAGACCAUCGCCCGCCUGUUCAAGGACAAGACGCGCAAACAUAUCAAACUCAAGUUCAACCGCGAGGAAAGGGCCGAUCCGGACAGGAUCCAAAAGGCGCUGGUGGGCGAGCGUACCGUGACGAUCGAUAUCGAGCAGUACCAGCGCGAGACGGGGCAGGAAUUUGAGACUGCCGAGAAGAUUUAUGAGGAGCAGAGGAAGGCGGAGGAGGAGUUUGAGGCGCGGCAGAAGGCGAUUGAGGAUGCGAAGGCGGAGGAGGAGAGGAAGAAGGCUGAGAUGCUGUUUGGGAAGGAUGGACAGGGUGGUGCAUUGGGAGGGGGGAAGAAGAGGAGGGGGAAGAAGGCGAGGCCGGAACCUACUUGGUAG